Messenger RNA from Talaromyces atroroseus, 510 nucleotides. RefSeq lists its product as hypothetical. NCBI's taxonomy places the organism in Eukaryota, Fungi, Ascomycota, Eurotiomycetes, Eurotiales, Trichocomaceae. The record is from RefSeq and is a predicted model, not a curated record. Gene Ontology annotation, molecular function: fatty acyl-CoA hydrolase activity. The transcript is spliced from 2 exons. Gene Ontology annotation, cellular component: mitochondrion. Bases 1 to 510 code for a protein of 169 amino acids.
AUGUCGGGCAUAACUUCCAAGAAGCUUCGCACGCGAGGCGACUAUCGCUUUCAUCUCGAGUACAGAACACGAUGGCGCAUAACAUACAGGUCAGAUAAUGACAUGUACGGCCACCUCAACAACAGCAUCUAUGCAUUCCUCAUCGACUCAAUAAUCAACCACUAUCUCAUCACACACUGUGGCAUUGAUCCCAGCUCUUCUUCGUCUGGCGGAAGUAGCAACAACAAGCACAACCAGAUUGGUCUCGUGGUUUCGUCGUAUUGCGACUAUUUUGCGUCAGUUGGUUAUCCCGAUGUUCUCGAACUGGGUCUGAGGGUGGUCAAGCUCGGAUCGUCGAGUGUGAUGUACGAGGUGGGAGUGUUUAAACAAAGCGAGGAUGCGGUCAAAGCAGUGGGUGGUUUCACGCACGUUUUUGUUGAGCGAGACACGAUGAAGCCACGAGGCGGAAUGGCUACUGACAUUAGAGAGGGACUGGAGAAGCUACGUGUUGGAGUGUCUCCCAAGUUGUAG